UUAGAAACGGAGAAACAAAGAAAAAAAAAAGGAAAAAAAAAAACAGGAGGAGAAAGAAAAGAGGGAAAAACAUGGAGCUGGUACAAGGAUUGCCGUUACUGUACCAACAGUUCACUUCGUUGUUCAAGAAAAACAUCUUGUUGUCAUCAAGAAACAAGAGCGCAACAUUCUUGCAGCUCUUUGCUUCUUUCUUUUUCAUGUUCUUGUUGUUCUGCAUCGAAAAGGCAACAGAGUCUCGCACGAACACAACGACAGGGUUCGACACGGUGAGGAAUCCACAGCCUAUGUGGGAGCCUCCGAUCACUCCUUGCGAGGAAAAGUUCUACGUUAAAAAGCCUUGUUAUGACUUCGUUUGGAGUGGAAAUGACAGCGCUACAAUUACCAGUAUUGUUACAGCCAUCAUGCAGAAUAAUCCCAACAGGCCAAUUCCCUCUGACAAGGUGAGAUCAUUCAGAACAGAACAAGAAGUCGAUGAUUGGCUUCUUAGAGAACCUAUGCAAGCACCAGCAGCACUGCAUUUUGUGCAAGUGAACGCCACUGUGAUCACCUAUGGUCUACAGUCUAACUCUACUCCAAUUGCUCGGCGAGGCCAUUAUGAAGAUCCAACCUUCAAAUUUCAAAUUCCACUUCAAAUUGCGGCAGAGCGUGAGAUUGCUCGGUUUCUUUUGGAAGCUUCAACCUUUAACUGGAAGGUUGGACUUACGGAAUUUGCGCAUCCCGCAAGGCCUGCUUUCUCUGCAUUGGCUACAGUAGGACCGGCUUUUUUCCUGGCAUUUACCAUGUUUGGAUUUGUGUUACAAAUUAGUAAUUUGGUUGCUGAGAAAGAGCUCAAACUUCGCCAGGCAAUGAAUAUGACUGGUCUUUACGAAUCUGCAUACUGGGCCUCAUGGAUCUCAUGGGAGGGAAUCAUUACGUUCAUUUCCUCACUUUUCCUGGUUCUCUUCGGAUUGAUGUUCCAGUUCGAUUUUUUCAAGAAAAACAAUUUCGGAGUUCUGUUCUUUGUCUUCUUCCUCUUCCAGAUCAACAUGAUGGGUUUUGCCUUCAUGCUGUCGACCUUCAUCAGCAAGGCAUCAUCAGGCACGACAAUGGGUUUCUCCAUAUUUAUAAUCGGAUUUAUGACUCAGAUUAUUACAAUAGCUGGAUUUCCAUACAAGGAAAGCAUUAGUGGUUUCUUACAGUUCAUCUGGUCAUUCUUCCCACCAAAUCUUCUCGCAAUAGCAGUAAAGCUGCUCUCCGAUGCAAGUAACACUCCUGAAGAUCUUGGAAUCAGCUGGAAAGGACGAUCAAAGUGUUCACCUGACGCUGAUGACUGUGCUAUCACAAUUAAUGAUGUUUACACAUGGCUCAUAUGUCUGUUCUUUCUCUGGUUUGUUUUGGCAAUCUACUUUGAUAAUAUAUUCCCAAAUGCAUCCGGUGUGAGAAAAUCUCCUUUUUACUUCUUAAACCGUGGGUAUUGGACAGGGAAAGGUGGAGACAAGGUCGAAGAGGGUGGCAUUUGUAGUUGCACGGGUGAAAUCCCACAACAAGAGCAUAUUACUCCAGAUGAUGAAGAUGUGCUUGAAGAGGAGAAUGUCGUAAAAAAUGAUGCAAAAGAAGGCACAGUCAACCCAGAUGUUGCAGUUCAGGUACGAGGACUUGCAAAGACAUAUCCUGGGACCACACAGAUUAGUUGUUGUAAAUGCAAGAAGACUUCAUCUUACCAUGCUGUUAGGGGCUUAUGGGUCAACUUCACCAAGGAUCAGUUAUUUUGUCUGCUUGGACCCAAUGGUGCCGGAAAAACUACAACAAUGAAUUGUUUAACUGGCAUAACACCUGUGACCGGUGGAGAUGCCUUGGUUUAUGGACAUUCUGUUCGAAGCACGGUUGGCAUGUCAGGCAUUCGGCAAAUUAUAGGAGUUUGUCCACAGUUUGACAUUCUCUGGGAUGCAUUGUCCGGUGAAGAACACCUCCACCUCUUUGCAAGUAUCAAAGGUCUACCCCCAGCUUCAAUCAAAUCGGUUGCUCAGGAAUCAUUGGCAAAGGUGAAACUAACUGAAUCAGCGAAAGUAAGAUCCAGGAGCUACAGUGGAGGAAUGAGGCGUCGUUUGAGUGUUGCAAUAGCCCUUCUCGGUGACCCUAAGUUAGUCAUUUUGGAUGAACCGACUACUGGUAUGGAUCCAAUAUCAAGAAGGCAUGUGUGGGAUAUUAUACAGAACGCAAAGAAAGGUCGUGCAAUUGUUCUAACAACUCAUUCAAUGGAAGAAGCCGACAUUCUAAGUGACCGUAUAGGAAUUAUGGCCAAGGGCAGGCUCCGGUGCAUUGGAAACUCGAUCAGGUUGAAGUCAAAGUUUGGCACUGGCUUUAUUGCUAAUGUGAGCUUUAGUGAUAACAAUGGUGGACAAACUCCUGGACGCAUGCCAUCAGAUACUUCAGUUCAUCAUGAGGCUGUGAAGAAGUUCUUUAAAUACCAUUUGGAUGUAACGCCAACAGAGGAGACCAGAUCCUUCUUGACUUUUGUCAUUCCUCAUGAUAAAGAGAGGGUUUUAACGAAAUUUUUUGCGGAGCUUCAAGAGAGACAGAGAGAAUUCCAUGUAUCAGACAUUCAGCUUGGCCUUGCAACUCUUGAAGAAGUUUUCCUAAACAUUGCCAAGCAAGCAGAAUUAGAAAGUGCUGCAGCCGAGGGGAAGAUGGUUACUCUGGCCUUAACUUCUGGAAAAUCAGUUCAGAUACCUGUGGGAGCUAGAUUUGUGGGGAUCCCAGAAACAGAAUCUCCAGAGAAUCCUAGUGGCAUUAUGGUUGAAGUAUACUGGGAGCAAGAUGAUUCAGGUUCACUCUGCAUUUCUAGCCACUCUGAUGAAAUGGCCGUACCUUAUAAUGCUCAGCCAUUGGCUUCUGCACCACAACCGUCGGACAGAAGCAAUGUGUUAGGCCCGAGGGGAGGGCCAGUUUAUGGAAUUGUCUACGAUCCCAAUCAGAUUAUUGCUGCUCAAUCUUACUAGUACCACUCCUUUGUGAACUCCCAUAUAUUUUUGAAUCCUGCGUGUUUGAUUAGUAACGUAGGUGGUAGGCAUAUUCAUUUUGAUUUUUUUUUCUUUUUGAGUAUUUUUUGUAUGUAAUCUUAUGUGAGAAUAUUUUGAAAUAAUAUCACAGGUAUUGAUUUUU
Messenger RNA from Populus trichocarpa (black cottonwood), 3141 nucleotides. Its product is annotated as ABC transporter A family member 2. Lineage: Eukaryota; Viridiplantae; Streptophyta; Magnoliopsida; Malpighiales; Salicaceae. Gene Ontology annotation, biological process: lipid transport; transmembrane transport. The transcript has 16 exons. Gene Ontology annotation, molecular function: lipid carrier activity; ABC-type transporter activity; ATP hydrolysis activity. The record is from RefSeq and is a predicted model, not a curated record. Gene Ontology annotation, cellular component: intracellular membrane-bounded organelle; membrane. Bases 72 to 2978 code for a protein of 968 amino acids.